This is a messenger RNA of Zygosaccharomyces rouxii, 1590 nucleotides long. It is a transcript of the gene NSE5, whose product is annotated as Smc5-Smc6 complex subunit NSE5. The record is from RefSeq and is a predicted model, not a curated record. NCBI's taxonomy places the organism in Eukaryota, Fungi, Ascomycota, Saccharomycetes, Saccharomycetales, Saccharomycetaceae. Bases 1 to 1590 code for a protein of 529 amino acids. The transcript has a single exon.
AUGGGUUGUGAAUGUUCUGCGGAAUUCGUAAAGGGCAAAAAUGGCGAAGGUUUUGAGCAUUACCAUGUAGAGCUUACGGAGUCCAUGUUGAAUGGAUUUGAAGUGUUGAAUUCAAUGUGCCUUUUAAAUAAUUUCGACCAUUUGAUGUUCUUCUUAGAGUGUCAGAUGGGGCCUUCUUCGUGCGAACUGGUGGUUCCUCCAUUUGACGUUUUUAUAGUGUUGAUGACUUUAGUUACCGUUUCCGAUCACUACAAGGACGAGUCACUUAGAGCUAAUGAUCCUUAUAACGUUUCGAGACUUUCUUUAAGCCAAAGGUCCUUGAAAGUUUUACAAUUUUAUGUGAAGAAAUUAAAUGAGUUUGAUGUGGAGAAAUAUGGACGUUAUCAGUUGGAAUUGUUGCGAUGUCAACUAUUCAUAGCCUAUGAUUCGAUUUCACCUGGUAGUGAUAAAUUUUAUCGGAAGAAAAAGCUACGGAGAACUGGUUCAGGUCGUUUAUUUGAUAAUGAUUUCCCGACCGUAGAAUUUAAAGAACCUUAUAAAUCCUAUAUCAGUUGCUUGGAUCAAAAGCAAGAAGUUCUAGGUAAUACACUGUUAAAUCUAAAAUUGAAUCAACCGGGUGAAUUUAAAAAUAUGAUUCUUUGGACGCUUUCGAAUUCAAUGCAAAGUCAGCAAGUUUUAUACUUAGCUAGUCAUAAUGUUUGGAUGCCUUUAUUGGAUUUGUUAUUGGACAUCUUAACAUUAAGAUACGAUUAUUUUGUCAAAAAUGAAGCUGAGCGAGACGAUGACAACAAAUAUGUACAACAAUUGAGUUCAUGUCCUUUAGCUCUUUUCUUAAGAGUAUUUGAAUCAAUUCAAUUUUCUAGUGUGUUUUGUGAAUGCGUGUUCAGCAAUUGCGAUUACGAGCUAGAUGACACUUUGACGGCCCUUAAGAUUCAUCCAGUUUAUCAUGGUGAAACGACACUUUCUAACACUUUUCAUCCCAGAGUUAAGUAUACAGACUCUUAUAAAAUUAGAAAAUCUUUGGCUUUGAGGAGGAAGCUUUUGGGGGUAUGCUUUGAACUUUUAACAGAGGUACCAAAUGGACAUAGGUUAAUUUACCCAAGAAUGAUACCAGAAGACAUAUCUAGUCGAAUCGCAGUCAUUUUGGUAAAUUUUAAAAAUUUAGAACAGUUUAAGGCUUUUUUCUCCAACAAUAUGGAUAAGCGACCUUCUUACGUCUUAGCAUACAUUGUUGAUGACACACUUUUAGAAAUGUUUAAAAAAUUUGGAAGGAAACCUUUAAAGAAAUCUGAAAUAGGGAUAUUAGCUGACUCUCAUGACGUUGAUACACUUUUCAAAAAUUGUAAAUACUAUAUUGAAUCAGGAUUAUUUGCUCCAUGGGAUAGUAAAAACCCAGAGAAAAGUUACUUGGAUAUACAAAAGGCAGAUACAUGCUUAAUAGUAUCGAUGAAAUGCUAUGCAAAGAAUGGAGAUGCAGUAAAUAUAUCUAACAAAAAAGAGUUCCUGAAGGCGCUUCUGGAAAAUGAUAAGAAGAGGAAGUCCGGCUUACCUCUACUUUAUCCUUUAAUGACUAAAUUAAUAGACGAUUGA